AACCCGGCGAAUGCAGGGUAGCUAUACUUCGCCUUUCGGGGUGGUAUGUCACUCUUCUAGGGCGCCCCUUCCUCUAUUCAUGAGUGGAAGGGGAAAUUCUUCUUUCUUGCAUCCGAGGAGCCGUGGGGGUUUAACCCGAGGUGGGGGCACCCCCGGUUGAAGACUCUCAAUAGGCUCUCCGAGCUCUCGGAGAGAGAGCUGAGGGUCUUGGACUCUCUACGGGCCCUCGGAAAGAGGUUCAACCUGACCGAGCUCCUACGGGAGGACGCCUUGGCGAGCGUGGGCUUGAGCUCGGCGCGCCCUGAGGGUAAGAGUGGUCGCAUCACUUUGCUUUUGUCUGUUUUCUCUUUUCACUAACUUUGAUCUGACACUUGGAAAAAUUUUUGGUUUCAGAUAUUCCCCGCAUGCCGACCAGCAACACGUCCCUCUUCUCUCGGAUAAAGAGGCGAGAGGCCGAGGCCGGGGGGGCUAUUCCCCAGCCUCGGAAGAAGUCGAGGUCGGCCGGUGCUUCUACAUCGGCCGGGACGGGAGGCCCGGGGGCGGGGGCCUCCACAAUUUGCCAGGGGCGUACGCGGGACGCCGGCGACACGGGCCCAACGGCCCCUAUCUGUCCCGCUCCUGUCGCCCAGCGGGGGAGGCCGACCACGAUUCCUUUACGACGCCCGGGGCCUGGGCCGACCGGGAGCCCCGAGGUCCCCAGCUCGGAUGAGCCGAGCUCUUCAAGGGCCCCGAGGGAGAAGUCGGCCGAGCCGGGAUCCCCACUCCUCGAGGGGAGCUCGGCCAUCCAUGACGCCGAGGUCGCACGGGCUGUGUUUCGGCGUGCGAUGCUUCCAGCGGACUGGGCCGAGUUCGCGAACUUGCCGCUGGAAGAGAUCGUCGACGGUACCUACCGCAAUACCGCUCGGCAUAUUCACGAAGUUGACACCCUGGUGUUCAUCGCCCAGGGGUGUCAAGAAGAGACUCGGCGGGUUAGCCGGCAAUUGGAGCCGGCUAAAAAAAGGAUUGCCGAGUUGGAGGCAGCGCUGGCCGAGGCCGAAGCGCGGAGGGAGACCACUGAGGCCGGGCGACUAGCCCUGGUCGAGGUGCUCGAAGAGGAAAGGGCCGCCCAUUCGCUGGCAAAGUCGGCCCUGCGCGCCUCUGAGACGCGACUGGGGGAGGCCCAGUCCGAGAUCGCCGGCCUCAAGUACGAGGGCGGGGUCUUCCGCCUCAAGAUCGAACAACUUGAGGCCCGGGAGAAGAAGGCGCUCGAGCGAGCCGAGAAUGCCGUGGAGCUCUUCAAGGAGUCGGAGGAGUUCCGCGACAUGUUAGAGGAGGAAACCGUGGAUGGGUUCCUCCGCGGCUUCGAGAACUUUUGGAGGCAGAUGGCUCGGCCCCCAAUUCGACCUCUCCACGAUUCGUCCGAGGAUGAGGUUGGGCUGUGGCUCCGACGACGACGUUCCUGAUGCCCUCGCGCCUGAGGAGGAGUCUACUGAAGCUGAGGCGGACUCAGUGACGCUGGCUGUGACGGAGGCUUCCCUUCGCGGAGUUACCGGGGAUGCUCCUGUGGUGCCUGCCGAGGUCCCCGCCACAGGCGCCGAGCCCGCGACCGCUGAAGGCCCCCAGGUCGUCGCCAUAGAUGACCCGGAGGGCGACGCCGAUGCUACUACCGCCCCUUAGGGCAUAGACUCUCUUUCUUCUUCUUUUUUUUUUUAUAUUGUAGAAGAGGUCGGCCUUCAAAACUGUUGAUCAGUCGUCCUCUAAUUUUGUACUUAGCCUUUCGGCGUUUUAUUAUUAAUGAAAAUAUUUCCUUUCACCUCUCUGUGUUUACCUUUCUCCCUUUGUCUUUUUUGCUUGUGAACGAGGUCGGUACUUUUGCCGACUCUCGACUUUGUAUCCGAGCCUUCGGGCUGCUUAUUAAUAAAGGCAUGUUUUUGGCCGUGUUUUGCCUUUCUUUCCUCUGACUUGUUUGAGUGUUCGAACUCCGAUUACGCUAACUAGGGGGGCUCCGAGCUUAGAUUUUAGGAAAUUUCACCAAGUCUUGUAGCUCGGAUCCGAAGAUCGCGGGGGUCGCCGAGUUUAGUUCUUAGAUUCUUGAGGCACCGGGUUCGGAUCUCUGGCCGCCAAGUGGGGCCGUGCUAAAUUUGCACAGGCCACUACCUGGGGGUCUAGCCGAGCUUUUCGAGCUCGGCUUUUGGACCGUAGGUUUAUAAGAGGAUUAGCGUCGUCCCCCGAAGGGGAGCACGAGCCGCUAAUCGAAUUGUCGCUAGGGCUUUCAUAGUCAUCUCCCUCGGAGCCUACCGAGGUUUCGGUGGGCGGGGUCGGAACCCAUGGAGAACAUUUCGGCCUUGUUGAGCUCGAUUAGUAUGCCCACGGUUGAGGUUAUCUUCAUAAAUUGGUGUUGGAGUCCGUAUGCGGGGGCCGAAUUAGGCCCUUGUUCAUGGAGGCUUACAUAAGUUGUCAUGGAGGUUGUCGGCAGACGGAGCAUGCAUAAGGUCAGCGGGAGAUUAGUCUCGCACCGACUCGUAGGAGUAAUCCGACCUUGGCCAGAUUUUAAUCAGGGUUCCGCCGACAAUACGUAGAUAAAUAUAACAAGGCGAGCAUCGAGUAGGAUGUACCUUGUGCAUUUCCGAAGUUACGCUCCUUGUAGUGGAGUGGGCGGCCUUAUUUCCUUGCCAACUUCCGGAGUCCUUUUUUGACUUUCGAAGAGCUCGGGCUUCUUACGAACCUGGUGGUGCCCACCGAGGUUGAGGAUGCUCCAUUAAUCCGCGACCCUUUCCGAGGUCGAGGGA
Messenger RNA from Phoenix dactylifera (date palm), 2768 nucleotides. RefSeq lists its product as uncharacterized. The record is from RefSeq and is a predicted model, not a curated record. NCBI's taxonomy places the organism in Eukaryota, Viridiplantae, Streptophyta, Magnoliopsida, Arecales, Arecaceae.